AUGAGAACAGUCGGCGUUUUUCCCGCCUCAGGGGGUCUCGGAGGCAGCACCAUCGCUCAUCUGCGCAAAAUAUUCCCCGACGAUCAUCUCAUUAUCAUCAGUCGUUAUCCUGAAAACCAGCCAGCAGAGUACUCGCAAGGCGGUGUUCGUCUUCGCCAAGCAUCCUACGAGUCUUCACCCCGGGAGUUGGAGGCAUCGUUCAAGGAUAUUGACGUUUUAUUCCUCAUAUCAUACCCAAGCCACGUGCGUGACUACAGGGUCCAGGUUCAAAUCCCAGCCGUUGACGCAGCUGUGAGGGCUGGCGUCUCUCACAUUUUCUAUUCAUCAUUGGCAUUUGCCGGGCCCGUCUCGAGUAGCUUGUCCAAGGCCGAAGUGAUGCAGGCGCACCUGGUGACGGAGUCUCACCUGAAGUUUAUCACGGCCAACAACCCGAAGUUGACUUUUACAGCCAUUCGAGAAGGUCUCUACUCGGAGUCGUACCCCAUCUACACGGCCUUUUUCGAUGCUACAAAUCCAAGCUCGGAGAUCCACAUACCACACAAUGGCAAAGGGCCAGGUGUGGCAUGGGUCAAGCGGGAUGAGCUGGGAGAGGCGACAGCCCGACUGAUUGCACACUAUGCCGGGGCGACCGUGACGGGCCUGGAGAGCAUUGAUUUGGAAAAUCAAAUACUGCUCUUGACUGGCCCGAAAGUGUGGACGCUUGAAGAGACGGUAGAGCAGCUGAGCAAAUGUGUGGGUAAACCCAUCGCGAUUCGCGAGGUCAGCGUGGAUGAGUACGUUUCGCAACUACAAGUCACUACGGUCUUUGGAAGCCAAGAAAAGGCGACCACAUGGGCCACUGCCUGGGCGGCCAUCAAGGCUGGAGAGACUGCGGUGGUCAGUCCAUUGUUGGAGCAUGUGCUUGGUAGAAAGCCGGAAGACUUUGAUGUCACGCUCGAGAACCAUUUAGGCGCAUCUCACGAAUGA
Pyricularia oryzae 70-15 is the source of this 966-nucleotide messenger RNA. RefSeq lists its product as uncharacterized. Lineage: Eukaryota; Fungi; Ascomycota; Sordariomycetes; Magnaporthales; Pyriculariaceae. The transcript has 2 exons. Bases 1 to 966 code for a protein of 321 amino acids. The record is from RefSeq and is a predicted model, not a curated record.